Molecule: messenger RNA, 555 nt
Organism: Haemonchus placei
Lineage: Eukaryota; Metazoa; Nematoda; Chromadorea; Rhabditida; Trichostrongylidae
Source: the annotation of a GenBank genome assembly
AUGACGGUACAGCUCUUGGAUUCCUUCAUUGUCCCGAAGGACACUGUUUCAAUAUCUGGGACCACAAGCAGCUCAAUUGGCUAUGAGAAGUUUAGUUUUGCUACUAUAAAAAUAUUUUUAUUCAACCCUACCAUUGUCUUGUCAAUUAUGAGUUGCGGCAAGGUGAAUGUAUGGAUUCCUCACGACGAAGGAGCACGAUUCAAGUUGGACCCCACUCGACAUCUUGACAGACGAUACGCGUUUCACGCUGGAUCCACAGUUCACAAUGGUAUGUGGGCAUCUGCUCAUCCAGAAGGUGAAAACAAUACGGAUGCAGUCAUUGUCUGGGAUACUUCCGAAAUGAGGGAAGUGGAAGCGUUGCGAACGGAUGGCCGUGUCCAUUCUGUUGAGUUCGACGGUAAAGGUCAUUUGGUGUGUGCCACCGACAAGUCCGUGAGAUGUUGGAGGCAUGUGGCGUUGAGAUUCGAAUUCUUGUGGGUGGUUGAACAGUCCCUUCGAGUACAUGUGUCUCCCUUAGGAGCCUUCGCCUGGUCCGAGAAAACAGGUGAUUCCUAG